Molecule: messenger RNA, 1894 nt
Organism: Macadamia integrifolia
Lineage: Eukaryota; Viridiplantae; Streptophyta; Magnoliopsida; Proteales; Proteaceae
Product: anthocyanidin 3-O-glucosyltransferase 2-like
Exons: 1
Coding region: 299-1726 (475 amino acids)
Molecular function (GO): UDP-glycosyltransferase activity
Source: RefSeq, a predicted model, not a curated record
AGACAAAGAACAAUGUACAUAAGGAAAGCCACUAACAUGGUGAUGAAUAUAGAAUCUUAAUCCUCCUUUCAUUCUUGUUGUUUUAUCUCUGGAGGAGCUACCCUCGAAGGUAGCAACCAUUCUAUCCCAAAUUGUUUCAAAUUUCUCCCAUCGAUGAAGGUUGUGUGAUUCAACCUUAUCGAUCAGGUCCUCGAUCCGGACUCUGAUUUCAUGGUUUAUGAAUCGCUAUUAGCUGAAUAUACAAGCCCGACAAAAUCAAGCAUAUACUGGAAAAAGUAGAAAUAGAAGAAGAAGAACGAUGAAGAAAACAGAGUUGGUGUUCAUCCCAGCUAUGGGAAUCACUCACCUUGUCCCGAUGAUGGAAUUCGCCAAGCUACUCCUCGACCGAGACGAUCACUUCUUCAUUACCGUCCUCCUUAUCAAACCACUCUUUUUUUCUUCGGACUUCAACUCUUACACCGAUUCGCUCGCCGAUUCUCUUCCUUGCCUCCAAUUCAUCCAUGUUCCAGAGCCUUCAUCAUCCAAUCUCCAAACCCAAGGGAGCCUCCUGUCUGUACGUGCAGAGACCCAGAAACCACUUGUCAAGCAAACAAUCACCAACCUCUUCUUCUCCGACUCAGACUUUGAAUCGGCACCAGAUAGGACUCCACUUGCAGGGUUAGUCAUAGAUCUUUUCUGCACCACCUUGAUCGAUAUCGCCAACGAAGUCGGCGUCCCUUCCUACAUCUUCUUCACCUCCUCUGCUGGAUUUCUCGGUCUUUUACUCCACCUCCCUGAACUCGACAACCAGAUAGACUCCGAUUUUAAGGACUCGGUCACAGAGUUGAGUAUUCCGAGUUUCACUAACCCAGUUUCUCCCUUUUUGUUGCCUUCUCUAAUGUGGAGUAAAAAGGAAGAAGGCUAUGGCUGGUCCGUCUACCAUGGCCGAAGGUUUAUGGAAGCGAAGGGCAUUAUCUUAAAUUCAUUCGUUGAGCUCGAACCCACCGCGAUAAACUCUUUCACCGGCGGUCGAAUCCGGACACCGCCGGUGUACCCGGUUGGACCGUUAAUUGAUCAGCACGGCCAGGUUCACAAUCAGAACCCGUUGGAAGAAAGCAUCAAGAGGUGGCUAGACGAUCAGCCACCGUCCUCGGUGGUUUUCCUGUGCUUCGGAAGCUCAGGAAGUUUCGAUGCAGCGCAUGUGAAGGAGAUCGCGCUUGGGCUUGAGCGGAGUGGGCACCCUUUCUUGUGGUCCCUACGUCAGCAACCAGGUGAUGUCCUACCGGUGGGAUUCUCAGAUCGGACGGAGGAGAGAGGCUUGGUGUGUGGGUGGAUCCCACAGACGGCUGUGCUGGCCCACAGAGCGAUUGGUGGGUUCGUGUCCCAUUGCGGGUGGAACUCGAUAUUGGAGAGCUUGUGGUUCGGUGUGCCCAUCGCGGCUUGGCCUUUGUAUGCUGAGCAACGUCUGAAUGCGUUUGAGAUGGUGAGGGAGUUGGGAGGGUUAGUGGUGGAAUUGAGAUUGGAUUAUGGGGGAGGAGGAGAUGAUUUGGUGACGGCAGAGGAGGUGCAAAGAGGAGUAUCGCGUUUGAUGGAUUCUGAUUGUGUAGUGAGGAUGAGGGUGAAGGAGAUAAUGGAGAAGAGUAGGAGGGCUUUGAUGGACGAUGGAUCUUCUUUUUCUUCUCUCGGAUGCUUGAUCAAGGACCUAAUGGACGAGGGCUUAAGUGGGCCCUACAAUAUUGCAGAUUGAAUUGGGAUUGAGAUGAGAAGCAAUACAUCUACAACUGUUGUUCGCCUGUACGAGUCAAAAUUGUAUGCAGUGAACAUUUAAUAGUUAGAAUUGUAGGAUUAUGUAUCCCAAUCAUUGGAUGCUCAUUACUAUUCAUGACCUCAUCAUAGAGGAUUUUAACAUCCACUA